This is a messenger RNA of Linum trigynum, 1478 nucleotides long. Lineage: Eukaryota; Viridiplantae; Streptophyta; Magnoliopsida; Malpighiales; Linaceae. The record is from the annotation of a GenBank genome assembly.
GACCGACUUUACCACUUCACCACCAGCUUUCUUUCUAGAACCCUCCAGUUCUUCUCCGUCUUUCCCCAAUAUUAAUCCUCUCCGCCUCCAUUCUUCCACCCAAUCCCUGCAAUUGCAAAUCCUCACAUCUACUCGCAGAAUCAAUCUCGAGCUCACCACGCAAUUCACUAAGCUCCCCACCAAUGGCGAAGUUCGGAGAAGGGGACAAGCGCUGGAUCGUCCAAGACCGCACCGACGGCACCAACGUCCACAACUGGCACUGGUCGGAGACCGACUGCCUCGAAUGGUCCCGCAACCUCCUCUCCAAGCUCCUCGCUAACCUCACCCUCCUCGAUGGCGAAGGAAACCUCUUCAUCCGCACCAAGAACAUCGAGAAGGUCGAGGGCGAGGCCUACGUCAACAUCCGCAAGGGGAAAAUCAUCCCUGGAUACGAGCUCAGCGUCGCUCUAUCCUGGGAAGGCGAGGCGAAAGACGCCGACGGCAAGUCCUUGCUCAAAGUCGACGGAUCUGUGGAUAUCCCUUACAUCUCCGACGAGAACGCGGAUGAGGAUCCCGAAAUUAGGGUUACAGUGAGGGACGACGGCCCGAUCGGGAGGAGAUUGAAGGAGGCGAUGCUGGCCAAAGGGAAACCGGUGAUUGAGGAGAAGGUUAGGGUUUAUGUCCAGACUAUGGCACAGGGUGGUCCUGCUAAGGACGAAUUGGAGGCCAAGAAGGUCGCGCCCAAGGCGCAAUCGACGACGGCGGGGAAGAAGGAUUCGGGAGCCGCUGCCGCCACCGCUCCGGUGGUGGAGAAGAAGGUUAAAGAGACCAACAGGAAAGGGUUCAAGUCGAUAAGCUUGACGGAGAAGUUCAGCUGCAGGGCGAAGGAUUUGUACGAGAUACUAAUGGAUGAGAACAGGUGGAAAGGUUUUACGCAGAGCAAUGCCAAGAUUAGUAAGGAAGUUGGAGGCGAGUUUGCCAUUUUUGAUGGGUCUGUGACAGGGAACAACGUGGAGCUUCAAGCUGGGAAAUUGAUCGUGCAGAAGUGGAGGUUUGGGAGUUGGCCUGAUGGGAUGAUCUCCACGGUGAAACUUGUGUUAGAUGAACCAGAGCCUGGAGUGACUAUAGUGAAGCUGACACACACCGAUAUACCAGAGGAAGACAGAUAUGGCAAUGCAACAGUGGUGGAGAACACGGAGAGGGGAUGGAGGGAUCUCAUCUUCCACAAGAUACGUGCAGUUUUUGGCUUUGGCAUUUGAGGUUUUGCAAUGUCGGAUGAGAGUGCUAGGAAGAUGUAGAAUUUUUCCAGAAUUCAGCAUCCAUCAAUGGAGUCUAAAUUAAACAAGGAGUCAUUGAUGAUGUGGGGCGAAACAUUUAGCUUGUUCUUAUUCUCUCUCUAUUUGUUCCUUUGGAAAAGUUUGAAGGAUUGUUAUGUUGGUUCUUUUGGGGUUUUGGAACUGGUUUCUUUUGUAUCUCAUCAAUGAACGCAACUGGUUUAG